UGCAAAUAUGAAAAAAAUGCAACAGCAAGUAAAAUCAUUCGCUAACCCAGAUGCAUGGCCGGUUGCUCACAACAAUAUGAUGUACGGACCGAAUGCAUGACUUCCAGCGAUUUUUUGUCUUAGUUCCAGUGACCUUCUUAGAAUUACUGUUUUAAAUGUUUACCACGAGCCAAAUGGUGGGGUUUUUGCGUUAUAAAAACAAACCAUAGGUAGCAGGGCUAUAUAUGCCAGAAAAGCAUUUUAAAAUUUAGUUCGGAGAAUGGAGGCUAAAUUCAAAAGUUGGUUUAAUUAAAAUUAGUAGAACAUUUAAAAUAUCAAUGGUGUAGGUACAAAAAUGAGCGAGAACGUAAAGCCUUCUUAGUUUUAUCAGUCUAUGAAAAAAGAAAUCAAACAUUGUGAGCUGUUUUUUUUAAAGACCAACGUUCAUAUCACAACCAAUUUAUUUUUAUUUUUUAAAAACCAUGUGACCGCUAUUUGGUUCAUCACUAGUGAGGAACUCUGGUGCAUAGCCAAUUAAAAACUUGAACUGAUUCGUGGAAAAAACAACAUGAUGCAAGAUUUUCGACACACUUACAUUCGUCUGUGCAAAGAUCACCACAUUGACCCCCAAGAUUGUGUUCUUGAAAAAUUGAAGAGUUUAGCAGUUGGUUCAAGUAGCAAGGCAGUACUAGACCUAUCAACCAAUAGCCUAACACCAAAAACAUGUGCUGUCUUAGGAAAGGUCUUAGCAUCAGAUCGGACAUUUGUGGAAAUCAAAUUCUCAGACUGUAUGCUGGCAGAGGAUGCCAUUAAAGGAUUAAGCCAGGGACUCACACACAAUACAUUUUGUCGUAAAUUAGAUCUUAAGGGAAACAACAUCAGAGGUACAGCAACAGAAGCCCUUGGAAAAAUGUUGUGUCACAAUAAAUCUCUUGUCAGCCUCUGUCUAGAGUGGAACGCCAUGGGAAUGUUGGAUAACUCGUUUGCUGUGUUCUGUGAGGGCGUUGGAUCCAACACUUCACUCAGGGCACUGGACCUGCGCAACAAUCAGAUCAGUCAUGACAGUGUUGCUGAGCUUGCUGCCUCCUUAAAGCGGAAUGUUCACCUUAAAGCUUUGGACUUGCGCUGGAAUAAUUGCGGAUUACUUGGAGGGCGAGCGCUGCUAGAAAUGUUACAAAGCAAUAAAACGCUGAGUCGCCUGGAGUUAGCUGGGAACAACAUUCCCUCAGACAUUCUUAAAUCAAUCGAAACUGCAGUACAGAAUAAUGCAGAUAGACAAAUAAUUGUUGAUGAAAACUUGAAACGCACUCAAACAAUGGCCAAACAUAUUCGAGGUCUAGAACAGGACAAGAAACUCCAGCUAAAUGAACUUCUAACAACAAUAGACCAACAAGAAGAGGUCAUAAGAAAAUCACAAAGACUUUCAACUCAUCAAAUUGGUAACCUCCAAGUUGCUUUAGAUGAAAGAAAAAGUGCUUUUAACUCAUUAGCUGCCAAGUUGUCAAUGGCUGAAACAGAGCUGGCCCUGUCAGAGCAGAAGGUGAAUGACUUCAACUCAACAGUCAACCGGCUCAAGUCAGAGAUGCAGGAGAUGGCUGUCAGUCACAUGAACGAGCUGCGCAAGGAGAAGGAGGAUAGGGCCAAUGAAGAACUGAAGUAUCUUAAGGAAAUAUCAGAUGCCCAGGACAAAAACAUUCAGCUACAAAAUAAAGUUGAGGAUUUAGAGAGAAAAUGUAGGCAGCAACAGGAGCAGAUUUAUGACCUGAAGGAACAGCUGACCCAUGUCCAGUCUGAGUUAACUUUGAAAGGCUCACAAUUUGAAGAGCGGAUCACACAAGAAAAACUACGUCAAAAAGAAGCUAUGAGGGAUUUAGAACAAUACAAACAGAAAGAUAUGGCCCGCAUGAAGCAAGAAAGUGAGGAGAUGGAAAGGAUACUGAGAGAUCGCAUCUCUAAAAUGGAAUCCCAGAGACUGGACAUGGAGGAGGAGAUCAGUCGCCUCAAGUCUGCCAAUGUAUCCGACAAGUUGAACGCUGAAGAGCAGAUUGCAUCACUGAAACACAGACUCAAGUCUGAAGAGGAGCAGCGUCACGUCCAGCUGGAGGAGAAGAUCCGAGUGCUGCAGACGUCCAGGGAUGAGCUCCACAGCCACUGCAACCAGCAGACCUCCACCAUCUCACAACUACAACACAAGAACAGCAACCUGCAGCUGGAGCUUGAGAACAUGCGCAGGCAGAUGAACGAAGUUAACGAGGAGCUGUCACAGAAGAACAACUACACCAUGGCUGAGGUGGGUAAGGUCAAGGCUGAGAUGAGCAAGUAUCAGAGUAAGCUGGACCAGGAGAGGUCAAUCCAGUCAGAGCUGAGGGAAAAACUGGCAAGUGUGGACACUCAGAUGUCAGAACAACUGCUGAAACACAGAAAACAAGUUGAAGAGAAAGAUAAAGAGAUUGUCAUGUUGGAGGAAAAAUUAAAGGGCAGAGAAUUGGAGCUGGUGCGGCUGAGAGAGGAGGAGGCUCAGAGAGUUCAGGCUCUUCAAUCUGCUAUAUUCAACUAUGUUGGGAGUAAACAGGGAACAGCCACUAGGUGAAAAUGGUGGGAGUAAAUAGGGAACAGGCACUAGGUGAAAAUGGUGGGAGUAAGCAGGGAACAGCCUCUAGGUAAAGUUGAGAGUAAACAGGGAACAGAGUGAAAAUGGUGGCUUGGAAAAGACAAAUUAUUUAUUGAGUCUUGUGUAAACCAUCACAUUUAUUUAUGAACGUUGUUUAAAUCCUAAAUACAUCAUAAUCAUACUGUAUUUAUUAGAUGAGAAAUGUUUUAAUUCAAUUGAUGAUUGAAGACCUUGUAGUAUAUCAAGUGUGAAUGUCUGAGAAAAGAUUCUGACCUUCAGCAUUUGCCAAUUUUAAUAGAAUAAUUUAAAGUAUUGUACACUGUGCUUAGAUAUUUUUUAGAAUGUAUAGCUUACAUAUGUAGCUAACAUAAAAACUAUUAGGGAAGUUAAAAAUAAAACUAUUUACCUUAUUAGUUAGAUAUUUGCUGCUUGAUGGCACCUGAAUGCAGGUAUUUUGAUAUUUUUUCUUCUAUUUAUUUCACAUGAUGUAAGCCUCGUUAUAUUUAUAUCCUGAUUUAUUUGACUUUUUUAUCAGAAUUGAUUUAUUUACAAAUUUCACUUCAAGUUUUUAUAAAAUUAUCCGUCCAAAAUUCUAGUGUGUUCUUGUGGUGUCACGUCUUUAAAUUGUUUGUCCUGUUCUAGUUUUAACUCAACCUGUUUGUAUGUCACCCUGAUAUCAACUUUGAACUUUGACCUGUCAGUGAAAAGGUUUGUGGUGCUGUGAGCUGCCAAUCUUCUCCAAACAAACUUUCUGUAAGCGCUUGCAAGAUCUGAAUUUUUAAGAAGUUUUAAUUCCUCUGUAGUUUUUAAAAUAUAUAUGCUUAAAUAAAAUGUACAAAGUAUUUUAUUUACUAUAAAUUGUAAAUAUAUUCCAUAUAAAAAUGCUCUUGUGAAUGUCAUAUUGUUAUUCUGUGUUCACACACACAUAAAAUGUCAUAUAUCAUCCUACGGAGAUGUAGCAUUAGUUUACGAACAGACUUUCACAGUUCAUGUUUCUAUUUGGUACAUCAUAUGUCAGUCACUUUAGUCGUAAGAUGCCUGUGAUAUUUAUUACAUUUUACUAAUUUUGAUAACCUUGCCUUGUUUUGUUUU
Molecule: messenger RNA, 3682 nt
Organism: Physella acuta
Lineage: Eukaryota; Metazoa; Mollusca; Gastropoda; Physidae
Product: leucine-rich repeat-containing protein 45
Cellular component (GO): plasma membrane; centrosome
Molecular function (GO): protein binding
Source: RefSeq, a predicted model, not a curated record